AUGAUGGAUAAACCAAUACAGACAGAGGCAAACAUUACAAAGGAGGUGUCACCUUCAAAACCUCUUAAAUUAGUACCGCCAUUAAAUUUUUCAUUAGUCGAAAAUGGGAUAUACCGAUCUGGGUUUCCUAUGCCAAUAAAUUACCCAUUUUUACAACAGUUGAAUCUAAAGACAAUAAUAUAUCUUGGAGAUUUAGGAAAUGAGGAGCUAAAAAGUAGUUCAAAACUGAAGAAAAAGAAAGAUAAACAUGGGACAGCUGAAAUAAUGAACAAUUACCUCGAUUGGAUUAAAAAUGAUACUGAUAUUCAGUUUCACAAUUUAUAUUUUGAAUCGUCACAGGAACCAUUCAAUAAGCCACAGGAUAUUGAACAAGCGACCAAAAGUUUAACAAUAGCAUUACAACUCAUAUUAAAUAAACAAAAUCAUCCAAUACUAAUUCAUUCAAACAAGGGGAAACAUAGAACAGGUGUGUUGAUCGGGUUAAUGAGAAAAGUUCUACAAGGUUGGUGUCUAAGUGGGAUAUUUGAAGAGUAUGAGAAAUUUGCCAUGGGUAAAUCGGAAUAUGAUUUAGAGCUUAUAGAGUUAUGGCAACCUGAACUAUAUAUCGAUGACAAUAAUAAACCAGAUUUUGUUAGAACAUAG
This is a messenger RNA of Candida tropicalis MYA-3404, 642 nucleotides long. RefSeq lists its product as uncharacterized. Gene Ontology annotation, cellular component: cytoplasm. Gene Ontology annotation, biological process: protein dephosphorylation. Gene Ontology annotation, molecular function: phosphatase activity; inositol diphosphate tetrakisphosphate diphosphatase activity. The record is from RefSeq and is a predicted model, not a curated record. The transcript has a single exon. NCBI's taxonomy places the organism in Eukaryota, Fungi, Ascomycota, Pichiomycetes, Serinales, Debaryomycetaceae. Bases 1 to 642 code for a protein of 213 amino acids.